Messenger RNA from Corticium candelabrum, 1364 nucleotides. RefSeq lists its product as uncharacterized. Bases 122 to 973 code for a protein of 283 amino acids. Gene Ontology annotation, molecular function: nucleic acid binding. Lineage: Eukaryota; Metazoa; Porifera; Homoscleromorpha; Homosclerophorida; Plakinidae. The transcript is spliced from 3 exons. The record is from RefSeq and is a predicted model, not a curated record. Gene Ontology annotation, biological process: DNA integration.
CACAGGAAGACCAAGACUGGCGGUUCGCAGAGAUCAACUGACAUUUCUCCUAGAUCACGAUUUCUCUGUCACAAAAAUUUGUGAGCUACUUGGUGUGUCAAGGAGUACUAUUCACAGGCGUAUGCUGCAGUGGAAUCUACAAGUAUCACAGCGAUUCAGUGCCAUGUCCGAUUUGGAAUUGGACCGUCUAAUUGUAGAGGUGAAACGGGAUUUUCCCGAUGCCGGAUAUCGAAUGGUGCAGGGCCAAUUGCGUUGUAGAGGGUACAGCAUUCAGAGACAAAGGAUAACAAGCUCACUAGCACGUGUUGAUCCAGGCGGCAUAGCAGAAAGAUGGGCAAGAGCUAUACCGCGGAGACAGUACAAGGUUCGCGGUCCCAACGCACUUUGGCAUGUGGACGGCAAUCACAAGCUAAUAAGAUAUCGUUUUGUUAUCCAUGCUGGAAUAGACGGUUAUAGUAGACUACCCGUAUACUGCCGAUGCUCUAACAACAAUCGUGCUGCUACCGUGUUUCAGUAUUUUAGAGAAGCAAUUGCAAAUUAUGGAAUGCCUUCCCGAGUUCGAUCAGACAAAGGCGGAGAAAACGUUAAUAUCUCGCGCUUUAUGCUUCAACAGAGAGGAACUGGAAGAGGUAGCAUGCUUACUGGGAAAAGCGUACACAACCAGAGGAUAGAGAGGUUCUGGCGAGACGUAUUUGAAGGCUGUACCGUUCAAUUUUACUCACUUUUUGGUGAUUUAGAAGAAUCUCAGGUACUGAAUCCUACCAAUGAUAUUGACUUAUUCUGCCUUCAUUAUGUCUACACUCCAAGAAUUAAUAGAGCACUAGAUCUAUUCUGUAAGGGAUAUCGAAGACACACACUCAGCACUGCAGGACACAGAAGUCCCUUGCAACUCUGGAUAGAAGGAAUGCUUAGAGGUGCACGCCUGGAAGACAUUGAAGAGAUGACGGCUUUUUCUGUAGGUGGUAGAUUGUGACGGGUAUGGAAUAGACGAUGAUGGCCCUACAACUCUUGAAAGAUCCGAUGAACACUCUGUGACAGUCCCUGAGAUACCCUCAGCUCUUUUACAUGAGGACAUAGAUGCUCUCCAAGUACUAGUAAAUCCUUUGGCACAUUCCGAAUUCAAUGGAGUGGAGUUGUACCUUCAGGCACGUGACUUCGUUGAAAACAGAUUAGCCUAGUUAAUUAAAAGGUUAAUAUACACCUAAGGCUUAAUUAAGCUAUCAGCUAGGGAAGUAGCAUUAGAGAUAGUACUGGUGGUUGUCAAUUCUGAAGUACGUAUAUAUGACUAGAUUUAGACUGUACUGCGGUGUUAGUGAACAAGAAUUCGGAAUUGUUUACAGAACGUUUAGACUUCAGAUGAUACA